CCUCCUCUUAACACACUCACUAUAUAUACUUCCACAACUUGCAUGCAAUUCAUUCCUCACCAAAUACGCUUCUCUCUUUUCCUUUCAAAUUAAGUUGCUUGCUAUUCACACCAACCAAAAAAACUCAUUAUUACCGAAACAUAUCACUAGUUUGUUGAAAUAUGGCAAAUAAAAUACUUAUUGGUUUUCUACUUAUAGCCUUUUUGGGUGUAGCUUAUGCUGGUAGUAAUUUCAAUCAAUAUUUUGAUAUAACAUGGGGUGAUGGUCGUGGCAAAAUCCUUAACAAUGGACAACUUCUUACUCUGUCUUUAGACAAAGCCUCUGGCUCUGGAUUUCGUUCCAAAAAUCAAUACUUGUUUGGAAAAAUUGACAUGCAACUUAAGCUUGUACCUGGUAACUCUGCUGGAACAGUUACAACAUAUUAUCUAUCUUCUCUUGGUGGUGCUCAUGAUGAAAUAGAUUUUGAAUUUUUGGGUAACUUAAGUGGUGAUCCUUAUAUUGUUCAUACAAAUAUUUAUGCACAAGGGAAAGGGAACAAAGAACAGCAAUUCUAUUUAUGGUUCGACCCUACCAAGGACUUUCACACUUAUUCCAUUCUUUGGAACCCUCAAAGUAUCAUAUUUUCUGUGGAUGGGACCCCUCUAAGAGAAUUCAAGAAUUUUGAGUCAAAAGGUAUUCCUUUUCCUAGAAGCCAAGCAAUGAGUAUAUACUCAAGCCUUUGGGAUGCAGAUAAUUGGGCAACAAGAGGAGGCCUGGUGAAAACAGAUUGGGCCCAAGCCCCAUUCACUGCUUCAUAUGGAAACUUCAAUAUCCAAGCUUGUGUUUGGACUUCUUCAGGCUCUUCUUGCUCUUCCAAAAAUCCAACUUCAGAUCAAUCAUGGAUGAAACAAUCAUUGGAUUCUUCAGGACAAGCUAGGAUUCAAUGGGUGCAAAAGAAUUACAUGAUUUAUAAUUAUUGCACUGAUACAAAGCGGUUUCCUCAAGGCCUCCCUCAUGAAUGCUCACUUGCAUGAAAACAAAAACUAUAUAUGAUCAUAUAUCAUGGAAAAAUAUAACUAGGAUAUAUAAUAUACUCAGUUUAUAUAUAUUUUAUAGUAUGUUUUACUAUGCAUUCUAUUGGCUGUAAAGUAGUAUGUAAAUGAGAUUCAUAUGUUAUUUUGGGUACUAAUAAAAAAGGAUUAUCCACUUA
Trifolium pratense (red clover) is the source of this 1189-nucleotide messenger RNA. RefSeq names its product probable xyloglucan endotransglucosylase/hydrolase protein 23. Gene Ontology annotation, biological process: xyloglucan metabolic process; cell wall biogenesis. Gene Ontology annotation, cellular component: apoplast; cell wall. Gene Ontology annotation, molecular function: xyloglucan:xyloglucosyl transferase activity; hydrolase activity, hydrolyzing O-glycosyl compounds. The record is from RefSeq and is a predicted model, not a curated record. NCBI's taxonomy places the organism in Eukaryota, Viridiplantae, Streptophyta, Magnoliopsida, Fabales, Fabaceae. The transcript has 3 exons. Bases 162 to 1013 code for a protein of 283 amino acids.